UUGUGACAGUUUCUGAAGUAUCUACGCUGGAAAGUGUGCAUAUUUCUAGAUUAUCAAAAUAUUUUGUUAAAUUAAAUAUUAUACGUUUUUUUAGUAGUGUUCGGUGCCUUAGUGUGUUUUACUUUUAAGUGUUUUGUCCGAUGUACUAUGUUCCACCACAUAAUAUUUUAGGACCACAUGAAACACAAAGGACCGUUAGUUAUAUAAAAUCACGAAACAGUGGUGCGGUCCUAGUAAGUCGCUAAAUAUUUAUCUCAAAACAAUAACAUCAAUCAAUGAAAUUUGAAGCUUUACAUCAGUUUUGUGUAUUUAGAGAAGCAACAUAAAAACUUCUGAUUUUAUCAUUGCUGUUAUAAAUAUGAAGUAAGCCAUAAAAACUCAACAGUAAAAUGAAAAUAGACAGAUCAAGAGUGCGUAAAAGCACAUCAGAAGUACCUUUAGAAUGUCAACAGCUCAUUGAGCGCCUUCAACAAUGUUCCCGAACUGAACUUUUGGAUGAAUUGUCUAGGAUCCAUUCCUGGACUUUCGGAAAGUGUGAAUUAUUGCAUUGGGCCCAAGUUCUCGAUGUGUUUGAUAGAAUUUUAGGAACAGCUGCUGAAAGAAGCGAUGAUAACAAAUGGGUUCUUAAGUGUGAUACAUAUAAUGAACAGGACUUUCAACUGCUAAUAUGUAUUCUCAGAUUCACCAGUUUAUUGAUAGAACACUCAUUUUCUCGACACCUGUAUAAUUCUAUGGAACACUUGUUAGUCCUUUUGGAAUCAAAUGACAUGUCGGUUGUUUUAGAAGUAUUAAAUUUAUUGUAUAUGUUUUCUAAAAGAAGCAACUUUAUUACCCGACUAAAACCUGAUGAAAAAGAGUGCCUGCUUUCACGUUUGCAGUAUUUAGCAGAGAAUUGGGGUGGUAAAGAAAAUGGAUUUGGAUUAGCCGACUGCUGCCAAGCAGACAAAGAUAUUCCUGCUUCCGCAACCACAUUGCACGUAGAAUUUCAUAGAGAAGAUGAGACAAAAUCACCAAAACGAGACCCUAGGACAGGAGAACCAAAAAUUGGAAAACCGAGUCUCCACAUAAUUCACAUUGAACAUAUUGAUAAACUUCACAAAACACCUGCGGAGAUUAUGAAAUCACUAGUUAGCCUCUACUAUGUACCUCCAGAAAAAGAGAUGUGGUUAUUUACUCAUGUGAGGUUAGCCACCCACUUUGCUGAUUAUCGCAACAGAUUGAAAAGUGUUCAAGCAAGACUGCAGGCUUUGUCUGUACUUGUUUAUUCUAAUGCAAUUCAAGAUUCACCUUCUAACCUUUUGUACAAUGGUCUUCUAGAAGAGUUAGUAGAAGUAGUAGAACUGCAGGAUCCACAGCUAACGGACAUUAGAUGUGCUGCUUUACGCACAUUAACUGCUAUUAUACACCUGGAUAGAAAUCCACAUGUCCCCAAUAGGAGACCUGGAUCGAGACUGAACAAUAUAAUAGAUGUAACGGGUGCAAGUCAAUAUCAUGGUUUUUUGCCAGUUUUAGUGAGGAAUUGUAUAUCAUCGCUAACAAACCAAGUUGACUUUGGCCACAGUGCCUUCAAGAAAAUGAAACUCCAAGAUGAGAUAUCAUCAUCAUCUUUUGAUGAAUCCAGUAAUGAGUCUAGUAAAACAGAUUUUUGUAAUGCCCAAGAAGCUUCACAUUUGGAAUCGGCUGGCAUGGACUUUGAUAUCGAGGCCGUUAAUGCUAACAACGGUUCAGGAGAUUCUAAAUUUCCUGUUAGCUUGACCACGGCAUUAUUUUCAUUCCUGUAUCACCUAGCAAGUUACGAGUCUGGGGGAGAAGCCUUAGUUUCUUGUGGUAUGAUGGAGUCCCUUCUUCAAGUAAUAAAUUGGCAAGGAUUUGAACUGGAUCACAUAACUUUUGUCACUCGUGCCGUACGUGUUAUUGAUUUAAUCACUAAUAUUGAUAUGCAAGCUUUCCAAGUACACGGUGGUCUUCAAAGUUUCAUUAACAGAUUGGAUGUUGAAGUAAAUUUUUGUAAAAAGGAUCAGUUGUAUCAAAUUAAGAUGAACACUUCAGAGCAGACAUUUGAUGAAAAUGCAGCAGGCCCAUCAACAGGAGGAGAAAAUGAAGAGGAACAUGUAACUUCCGUAGAUCUGGAAUUUGUAUCGGAAAAUGCUGGAAAAACUUGUCUUCCGCAACGUGCAGCUCUCCUUAAGUCCAUGUUAAACUUCUUAAAAAAGGCCUUCCAAGAUUCUACAUUUGCUGAAAGUAUUAGACACCUUAUGGAAGGAACUCUUCCUAAUUCAUUAAAAAAUAUAAUAGCUAACGCCGAGUAUUAUGGUCCGUCCUUAUUUCUGUUAGCUACCGAUGUUGUGACAGUAUAUGUAUAUCAAGAACCCGCUCUACUAUCCGCUUUACAAGACAAUGGACUGACGGAUGUAGUUUUGCAUUCUUUGUUGGUAAAAGAAGUUCCUUCCACUAGAGAAGUCCUUGGAUCUUUACCAAAUGUCUUCAGCGCUUUGUGUUUGAAUACACGUGGUCUAGAGUCGUUUGCUAAAUGUAAACCAUUUGAGAAAUUAUUCAAUAUACUUUUAUCUCCAAAUUAUUUGCCAGCUAUGAGGAGAAGACGUAGUUCGGAGCCUACCGCAGACACAGCAUGCAACUUGGGUAAUGCAAUGGAUGAAUUAAUGCGCCAUCAACCUAGUCUUAGACAAGAUGCUACGCUGGCCAUCAUUAAUCUGCUCGAAGAACUCGUCUAUUUAGGAACUAAUCCAAAAUACAUCUGUUGGAGGCCACACAGUAAAUCUGAAGUUUCACCAUCGAAUAAUUCAAGAUCUACAACUAACGCUGAAGGGUCAUCUGACGAGGAAGAAGAAGAUGAAGACGAAACAUCAACGUCUUCACAAAAUGCACAAGCUGAGUCUCAGGCUCAGUCCAACAGUGAAAGGACGCCGAUUGCCUUGAUCGACUAUAUACUUAACGCAAUGAAAUUUAUAGAUGCUAUACUAAGCAACAAUUCAACUGAUGAUCAUUGCAGAGAAUUUGUUGAAAAGGGGGGGUUGAAGCCCUUAUUGAAAAUCCUUGGAUUGCGAAACUUGCCAGUUGACUGUCCAGUGACUAAUCCUGCACAAGCAGUCGCCACAGUCUGCAAAAGCAUUUUAAACCUUGCGCAUGAACCAGUAUUGUUCAGAGAAGGACUCUCUCAAUUGGGAGCUGUUUUAAGUCAGUUAAAACCGUUGUAUGCAAAACAAGAGGGGCCUGGAGGUUCAAAACUCCUUUUAGAACUAGCAAAUGCCUCGGACAUAGAGACUGCAUUUAGUACAGCUACAGAUACUCCGCUUUUACACGCCAUGGGCGCUGCACACGGUUACGUUAUAAUGUUCGUCCACAUAUGUCGAACUGGUCAAACGGAAAUCAGGAACCUGUCGCUACAACAUUGGGGUUCAGAAGAAGGGCUUGAAGUUCUAAAGGGCUUAGCUGAUCUUUACACUUCCUUGGUCUGGGAAAGCACUUUACUUUUGGCAUAUUGUAGCGACGAUUUAAUCCCUUCAGAUUGUGAUUUCACUAGAGAGGACAUAGAAAAGCUGAACGCCUUUUUUGACAGGUGUGAAGGAAAUUCAACGUCGGAUACAACUGGAAAUGUUGCUUCUGCCAUGGAAGCAUUAAGCACUAAUCCGCCUCCAAUUUCGAUGGAUGUUGACAGCGAAACGGGUGCCGCCAUUAACAGACAAGACAAUCGUAACUUGAAAUACAUUAAACCUCUAUUGGGAGCCUCAUCAAGACUAGGCAGAGCACUUGCCGAACUGUUCGGUUUGCUAGUGAAGUUAUGUGUCGGUUCACCCAUUCGCCAAAGAAGAGGUCAAAAUAUUGUUGCAGCACCUCCCAUGCCUUCGCUAUAUGCAAGAAAUGUGGCAACGGCUUUGAAUAUUUUGCUGGCUGAAGGUUUAGAUUGUGAUAGAUUACCGCCAUGUCCUACAGCAAAGUGUAGACUUACCUUCUUAAUAUGCAGCGUUGGGUUCACAAGCCCGAUGCUAUUUGAUGAAAGACGCUAUCCAUAUCAUCUUAUGUUGAAGAAAUUUGUUAGCCUUGGUGGUCAAGCCAUAUUUUUCAAGACAUUCAGAUGGGCUUUGAAUGCUGGAAAUCUAAGUGCAGAUGAGGGGAUCGAAUAUUCCGUGCUUCCCGAAGGUACCCUUGGUUUUCUCGAUGCUUGGUUGACCCUCUUGGAAAAAAUGGUUAACCCCAAAGCUAUACUAGAAUCCCCUCAUACAAUUUCAAGUCGUCCAUCACACAGCUACAACUUUGAUCCCUUAAAAUAUUUGAUACAGAUCCACAGACUGGCUUUUGAAAGUGUCAUGUUGUUUUGGGGAAAGACACCUUUGCCAUCAUACGGAGCUAGAAUGACGGAAACCUUAUUGACCAUUCUCCGUCAUAUAUUUCGAGGAGAAAAAAUUAUCAAAGAAAAAUUGCGGUCCGAUGAAAAUAAAAGUGAUAACUCUGGAAAUUCCAACGCAGGACCUUCCAGUACACCAGCAAUCCGAGAUACGGAUGACAACUUAAGACAGUUAAUUGAUAUGGGUUUCUCCCGAGAACAUGCUAUCGAAGCUCUUUUACAUUCAUCCACCUUGGAACAAGCUACGGAUUAUCUUUUGUCUAAUCCUCCUCAUUUGAUACGUUCGGCUGGGAAUUCUAUGGAAGUUGAAUCAGAAGAUGAUCAAGUUUUACAAGCAAUUGCAAUAUCUCUUGGCUGCACUCCUACACCAGUUGACACUAAGAAAGAAUCUCUGGAAGAACAAGGCAAAUCAUUUGAAAAUUUGAUCAACGAGUUUACCAAUCACGCUCUAGAUGUAUGCUUGAAAUUAUUGGAAGUCAUACCCGAAACGGUUCAUAAAGUUUGCGAAUUACUUGUUACCAUCAUGAAGAGGAAUGGCCGAGCCUACCGAGAUAAUUUGUUGGACACAUUGAUUGGAAAAAUUUAUGAAUGCGUAGAGGCCAUCUCUUUCUGUUCGUACACAUAUGAAGCUAACAUUAUAAGCUAUUAUACAAUUGCAGAGUCGCAAAUAGCUAAACGCUUGACAAAUUAUAUUCAUCUCUACAUCCUUUUCUUUGAGGUGUCUUCCUAUUUUGAAAUGAAAAUACCAUGUGGAUAUGCUAUACAUAGGGCAAAAUUAUUAGAACCGCUUAUAGAAUUAAUGUGUUGCUCUAUUAGAAUGAUGAUUGGAUUAGAAGUCACCUCGGAACCUAAAUGGCUUGCACCCAGUUUUCUUUUACUUGAUGCAGUGUCAAAAGUUGCGAUUUGCACCGAUAGAAAAUUCAAAAUGCACAUGAGUACCAAUCGUGUAUGGAGAUGGUAUGACUUAGUUACCGGUAAAUGGGCACAUUAUUCCAAUAGCAACAACAAACUCAUCAAUGAAGCUUACUGGAACGGUGAACAGAGUAUUCGAGUCACUUGUGGUAGGAAAAGAUAUACCGUUACCUUCGCUAACAUGCUACAAAUGAACGAUGAGACUGGAAAUAAUAGACCUAUAACAAUGACACUGAUGUCGUUGACCCAUCCUAGUUGUACUGACGUCAAUGUACCAGUACCAGAGGAACCACGAUAUGCGGAUCUAACUGAAAAAGAAGAAAAGAGAUGUGUACCUGUGCCAGGUUUGACUCAAAAUCAGACGAGAGAAAUAGUAAGGGCAUGUGUUAGACUCAUGCAGCUCCCUAUAGAUAAAGACCUCUUACAUUCCGCUCUCCAAAUUUGCGUACGUUUUACAAGAGACUUUGAAAUGGCCAAAGUUUUCGUUGAAAAUGGAGGGGUUAAAUGCUUACUAAAAAUGAGACAGAUCAACGAUUUUGGAGGGUUCGGCAUUUUGGCUACAAUAUUAAUCAGACAUGCAUUAGAAGAACCCAACACCUUGAAAUACGCAAUGGAAAAAGUAGUAAGAGGUAGGACCCUAGCUACCAUCCCUCCCCCAUACAAGGACUUGAUUUAUUUAACUCGUCAAAUUGGCGGCGCUAUAACCCGUGAUCCAGAAGCUUUUGAUGAAGUAGCUAGUAAUAUUUUGAGAGUUGAUAUAAAUGCCACUAAAGGCGAACCUGCUGAAACAACUCUACCCUUGAAAGUAGAACCGCCCACCCGUAAUAAGGCUCCGCCAUUAGAAGAUUCAAUUUCAAUAGAAGUUGUCUGUGAUUUACUUGAUGCCCUCUUAAAGCCCCUUGAAGAUGAAACGUCUGAAACGGAACAGCCCAAGAGUGACUCGGAAAGCCAAGGUAUUAAUGUAGACGAUGAAGAAUCACCUCCUUCUACAAGUGCGCGCACAUCGAAUACCGAAAAUGGGGAAGAAAACACUUCUGCUGAGAACAAAAAGAGUCAAGUCUCUACCAAAAAACCAAUGUUACCUAAAUCGGUUAUUUUAAAGAUUUUAGCAGAUGCCGUAGUGUCAUUUGGUCCUAUAGCUAAACUCAUUACGGAAUAUAAGUACAAAGCUGAGUGUUCAAAUAUCAUUACAGAAGACACUUCUGCACUAGCAUUUAUUUUCGAUAAAAUCUUACCAGCCACAGAAAACAUAUCCGAUUCUGAUUGUUCCACAAUGUGCAGAAUGUUAAUAGCAGCGUUAGCAUCCUCGAACCAUUCUCCAGAAGCACAGAUAACAUUAGUAUCAGAAGUAAAGGUUGCACUUACUAGGGCAUUGUAUCUUCCUGAAUCAUCUGAAAAACAUAACCAAGUACAACACAUCUGUGGAAUUAUCUCUACCAUGAUCGACAAUUGUCCUCUUCCUCAUGCCAAUAGAUGGACCAGUUGCAGUAUUAAUAACAUAGUAAAACUCAUGAUAAGACGUGGCGUAUUCAGCGAUCUAGCUAAAAUAACGCACUACCUUGAUCUGUCUUCACCAAAUACGUCUUUUACUGCAAAUGCUGCAUUGAAACCAUUGGAAUCGUUGUCUAGAACCAUCAAUCAACCCACUCCAAGUGGUAGUCAGACCAAGAAUAGAAAAAGUCAACAAUCCAAUGAAGAGACUACUGGAGCACAAAGUGGUACUUCUACCGAAGGUACAAAUGCUCAAGGGGAAGACAUAGAAGAUGCAGAAAAUACAGAUCACGAUAUAUCAGCCGUAGCUUCCAGUUUAGAAAACAAUGCUGUUGGAACUGGAGAACUGGAUAACACACUAGAAGAGAUGAUGGAGAUCCUGGAGCAAAGAAAUAAUGACAACAGUCAAGGUUACAACGAUGUCCCGUCGAGCAGAAACAAUACCAUGGACAUCGAUGAAGACGGUACUAUUGGAUAUGAUCACGAGCGUGACGCUACGUUUGAUUUACAGGAAGAAUUGAUGAGCACAGAUUCCGGGGAAUCAGAUUCUAAUCCUUCUGAUCAAGUUGAUGAUGAAGGCAAUGAUGAUAAUGAGGGAGAUGACGACAAUAUCGAUGAUACCGAAGAAAACGAAGAUAACAAUUAUGACGAUGACGAUAACAACGAUCGAGAAAGACGAAUAGAAAGCAGUUCCGGAAUGUUCCGAAUUGCUACAAAUGACAGAGAUGAAGAUAUUCUAAUGAUUCAAUAUGAUGCCGAUAACGAUAAUGCUUUACCCAGGAUGAUUCGGUGGAAUGAAAAUGGUUUUGCUGUACCCAUCCUGGACGAGAACAAUCCAAAUGAUCACACAGUAGCUAUUACACAUCCCCUUCUGAUGUCCCGCAAUAAUACGGAGACAAACCAGAGCACCGUAUCACGUAACCAAAGAACAAAUCGAGCUAGGCGCUAUCAAUAUUUGUUCAGCCCCAGGAAUCCAAAUCCUCCAGUUAUAUUGCAAAGACUUUUAGGUCCACAUGAUCCCCACAUGGCUAACAUGAUGUCAGCUAAUAAUCUCUUGAGCGGACCUACUGAAAUUCGUGAGUCAGCCAGGGUUGUCGUAAUGGAUAAUUUUGGUAUAAUUCCAGCAAAUGAAGAACAGAUAGAUUUUGUCGAUCAGUCCGGUUAUCUUUUCGGUCCAAGUUUGGCCGCUACCUUAAGUCACGUUCCGCCUGUCUUACAUUGGUGGAAUAUUGAGUCAAAGUUGUUGGAUUUGGAAUCUGUUUAUGAUUGCACGACGUAUGUCUGUAAUCAGCUUAUUCCCGAUUUGAUAAAGUACAGAAAUGAAGAACUACGUAAUAAGAAGUUAAAAGAAGACGAGGAGAAUUCUAAAAAGAGGAAACAGAAAAGCGAUCCUGAGAUCCAGGAUGAAUUUAGCCAAGAAACUGUUUUGUUUAAUUACGAUGAUCCUAACUCUGGCCCAGGGGAGCAACAAAAUAAAGAAGACGAUGAAGAUAUUGAUGGUGUCCCAAUUCCUCCAGCAGAUGUUUCUGCAGAACCUGCUUCCAGAGAAGUAGACGACGAAGACAUUGACGGCAUUCCUUUAGAAACAUCGGACACAUCCAAUGACAGAUCUGAAGGGAAUACUCAGAACGAAGAUAUUAUUCUAUCCCCACUCCAAUUGAGCUUUGUCAGAGGCUCAAACGAAAACUCUCAGAGCAGCAUAUCUGAAGCAACACAUAACGCUGCAGUGCAAACCACUGAAGCUUCAGAAAAUAUAACUAGGAACACAGAUGACUCGAACAGCAGAGCAGAAUCGGAAAUAAGAACUGAUAGCGAAUCAUCCAAUCCUUUUGAAAUGUCCCUCCCAGCAUAUAUCAGAUCAACAAGACCUAAUAUAAUAUUCGCGCGACCCGUCAGUUCCCCACCGCUACAAUCAAGUGGCGAUCGUGACCAGGAAGACAAUGAAAUCAACGAAACCCAAAGUAACCAAGAUCUCAUACGAUAUACACAGUCCACAAAUCCUCUCAGAGCUAUUUUCGAGGAAGCAAUUAACCAGCAUAUUGAUUCAUUAACAAAUAACGAUAGAGACUCAUCUCGUACGCAGGCGUCGGCCGGAACCAGCCACGGUGAAGGUGAUAGUGAAGCACCAGCUAGUGCCGAAGGUAAUGGCGAAGCGUCUAACAGCGACGCACCCGGUGAAGCUGGUCCGAGUACUAUAAACACAGACGAAGAAAUCCCGGAAGGUGUAGAUCCUUCAUUCUUAGAGGCGUUACCUCCGGAAAUGCGCAGGGAAGUAUUGGAACAGCAUAGAAUAUUAUGUCUUCAACAACGUAUUGCAGCGAGCGCUGCCAGUUCUGCAAAUAAUGAACAGCAAGAACAGGCGAACGCUUCAAAUGAAGUUAGUCCAGAGUUCUUGGCGGCUCUACCUCCGGCGUUACAAGAAGAAGUGUUAACUCAACAGAGACUCGAACAACAACGACAAGCUGCAGCAAGGGCAAAUCCUAAUGAACCUGUGGAUGCCGGGGCUUUCUUUGAAACUUUGCAGCCUUCGUUAAGAACAAUGAUACUCUCUGAUAUGGAAGAUUCUCAAAUGUCGGCAUUGCCACCCGAUUUAGCCGCUGAGGCACAGACUCUCCGCAGAGAUUGGUAUGCCAGAAACAGGCAAAUGGCCCAAGAAAGAUUUUUACAAAGUAACCUAUCAACUAUAAUUAGACACUCCCGUGGAAGGCAAACUCUUAGACCUAGUAACUUCCCUAGAGGAGGUUGGAACCAAUGGAGUACUCCGGUACCCUCAAAUUCACAGAUGAAAAUACGCGGCCGACAAUUAUUAGAUCACGAAGGAAUAGCUUGCCUGCUUAUAUUGCUUUUCACCGAUGAUCCCCAUUUGAACAAAUUAAGACUACAUAGAGUAAUACGUAACUUAUGUUACCACGCUCCUACUAGAGAAUGGAUUAUUAAUGCUUUAUUGUCUAUUAUUGAGAAAAGCGUUCAUGUACAACCGGACGAUAAUAUUAACAAACCCUCAAGGAAAGGCCCAAGGCCGGGACCUUUAACAAGUAAAUUACUAACGGAUGCUAGACAUUUGCAAAACGGCGGUCACUGGCUCACCAUUCGCAUGGAAGCCGCCUUAGGGUGUGCAGCCAAUGUUUUUAUAGUAAACAAAACGAUUGGUAAAAAAUGUGACAAAUCAAAUGGUUCAAGUGUUAUCAGUAUUCACCCUCAAGCAGCUCCGAUCGUCUGCAGAAAUACUUUGGAUCUAUUUACAUCGCUCGCUAAAGCCUUUCCGUCUUGUUUACUUCCAAUAAAAUGCAUUCGAGACGAUACUGAGAAAAAUACGAUAACUCCGGUAAAAGUUAAAAACGAUACUACAUCUUCUGAUUUCUGGGAUGUUUUACUUCGUCUGGAUUCUGCUACCAAAAAAGGUAAGAGCAUACAGAAGAAUAAUACUUCGAGUACGACUAGUGAUGCGGAUGGUGUUAUUUCAUUCGAUCAAACUGUUUUUGGCAAACUGUUGAAUUUGCUAGCUUCCCCAGUGGUAAAUAGAAACACUCAGUUGACAGACAAUUUGUUAAAAUUAUUGUCUGUAACAACUUCUGGAAUGCCCGAACUAGUAAAACCACAUAAAUCGGUUAAAGGUAAACCCCAGAAUUCUGAGAAUUCUGCGAACACUCCUCCAAUGCACGCCUUGAACUUGGCCGUUAAUGUUAUCACCUACAAAAAUUGUUCAGAAGAAGGGCUCGAGUUCAUUACAAAUUUGCUGCUUAAUUUAGCAAAUUCCUCUUUGGAAAUGAGUUUUAUGAUACUAAAUCUUCUUCUAAAUGGUGCCGUUGAAAUCGGUGAUAUAGUAGAGAGCCAAAUUCAGAGUAUGCUUAAAGACUUGAAAGAUCUAAUUAGCAACACACAAAAGCGAAAAUUAGAAGAAGGACCGUCCACAUCAAAGGGCAUAAUUUAUAACAGAUUCACCAAUGAGCAGGUUGUGGUAACGGCUUCAACUAAAGUGAAAACUGCCUGCGAGCUCCAGUUGCCUUCUAUGGUACCUCUCACCUCGAAAUCAUCAAGUCAAGUGUUUUUCCUUAGGGUCCUAAGAGUUAUCGUUCAAAUAAGGAACCCCAUCAAACAGAGCAUGAAAAGAGCUGAUUCGGGAGCUUAUGAAUUACCUGCCUUAAGUGAGCAAUUGGGCAGUCUUGGAAGUUUGUGGGAAACGCUUAGCCAGUGUCUUUUGGAAUUGGAACAUGCUCCGGAUCAUCAUGCCGUACUCGUCCUGCAGCCUGCUGUCGAAGCGUUUUUCCUAGUCCACUCUCCGCAGCAAGGUGCGGCAAAAGGAAAAGACAAGGAAACCAAAGAAACCGAAGAAGAAUCGAUGCAAGACGAGUCCGAAUCUGAGCAAUCUAACGAUGCAAGAGCAACUUCCAAUUCAAACGCGCCCCAGCCUGAACAAAACCCCUCAGAUGGUGAACCACAACAGGAACCAGUCGAGAGUAAUGCCGCAGAACCAGAUAGAGUUGCAGAAACCAGCACAAAGACAACGGUGACACCGGAACAACAACAAUUCCUUGCUUUUGCCGAGAAACACCGUACCGUUUUGAAUCAGAUCUUGAGACAAAGUACCGCACAUUUAGCUGAUGGGCCGUUUGCAGUCCUUGUCGAUCACACUAGGAUCCUUGAUUUCGAUAUAAAACGUCGCUACUUCAGAACCGAACUGGAGAGAAUGGAUCACGGAAUUAGAAGGGAAGAGACGGCAGUACAUGUUAGAAGAAGUAAUAUCUUCGAAGACUCAUUCAGAGAAUUGUUUAGGAGACCACCGGAGGAAUGGAAAAAUCGCUUCUACAUUGUAUUUGAAGAUGAAGAAGGGCAAGAUGCUGGUGGUCUACUGAGAGAAUGGUAUGUGAUCAUUUCAAGAGAUAUUUUCAAUCCAAUGUAUGCUCUGUUUACCGUUUCACCCGGAGAUCGUGUAACUUAUAUGAUCAACUCGGCGAGUCACUAUAAUUCGAAUCACCUUUGUUACUACAAAUUCGUGGGACGAGUUAUAGCAAAAGCAAUCUAUGACAAUAAAUUACUAGAAUGUUAUUUCACCCGUUCCUUCUAUAAACACAUUCUGGGCAUCCCAGUAAAAUAUACUGAUAUGGAGAGUGAGGACUACAGUUUCUACCGAGGAUUAGUUUAUUUGAUGGAGAACAAUAUAAACCACUUGGGCUUAGAUUUGACAUUUAGUACUGAAAUUAGUGAGUUUGGUGUUACAGAGACUAGGGAUUUGAUACCAAACGGUAGGCAUAUUCCUGUAACGGAAGAAAACAAGAUGGAAUAUGUUCGACUUGUUUGCCAAAUGAAAAUGACGGGUGCCAUAAAACAACAAUUGAACUCAUUUCUGGAAGGAUUCUAUGAUAUUAUUCCUAUGCGCCUAAUUUCUAUUUUCAAUGAACAAGAAUUAGAAUUGUUGAUUUCAGGAUUACCAAAUGUUGAUAUAGAUGAUUUAAAAGCAAAUACCGAAUACCACAAAUAUCAGACAAACUCUUUACAGAUUCAAUGGUUCUGGCGUGCUUUACGUUCAUUUGAUCAGGCCGAUCGUGCCAAAUUUUUGCAGUUUGUGACGGGAACUUCUAAAGUACCUCUACAAGGUUUUGGUGCACUUGAAGGUAUGAAUGGAGUUCAAAAGUUCCAAAUUCACAGAGAUGAUCGUUCAACUGAUCGUCUGCCUUCUGCACAUACGUGUUUCAACCAACUGGACCUUCCUGUAUAUGAAACUUACGACAAGUUACGAGCCUACUUAUUGAAGGCAAUUCACGAGUGCUCCGAAGGUUUCGGCUUUGCUUAAAAUAAUCCUUUAAUGUUUAAGACUGAUGUGUUAAUUUUUUGUUUAUAUCAAUAGUUAGUAGUUCUCUUGUAUAUAAAAAUAUACUCUAAAUGUUAAGUGUACAGACUACGACACUGUAAAAAAAAUUUAUUUUAAUUUUUUAUAAGCUGCAAACUUUAAGUUAACUGUGGGUUAGUGCUUGAGUUACUUAUGAAGUUUUUGUAAAUUAACUAAUAGGAAGGCACAUGUAUUUUUGUAAAGGGCCUUAAGGCAAUUCGAGUGUGAUAAUUUGAAUUUGAUAGUCAGAUUCAAAAUAUAUUUACUAUUAAUAAUUUUAUUUAUAAGUAUUGUUAUUGUAUUAAAAAUAGGUCAUUAAUCACUCUUUUCUUUUGUACAUCUGUUAC
Molecule: messenger RNA, 12940 nt
Organism: Anoplophora glabripennis (Asian longhorned beetle)
Lineage: Eukaryota; Metazoa; Arthropoda; Insecta; Coleoptera; Cerambycidae
Gene: HUWE1
Product: E3 ubiquitin-protein ligase HUWE1
Exons: 25
Coding region: 390-12557 (4055 amino acids)
Biological process (GO): proteasome-mediated ubiquitin-dependent protein catabolic process; positive regulation of protein catabolic process; protein polyubiquitination
Cellular component (GO): nucleus
Molecular function (GO): ubiquitin-protein transferase activity; protein binding
Source: RefSeq, a predicted model, not a curated record